GACGCAGGAAAGAUGCCCGCAUCGCAGACGGGAUUCGGCAACUUCUUCUUGGAGAGGAACAUCAGCAUGCCGACCGGAUAUCAGAUCCCAGUGCUGGGGUGCCCGCCGGGCGUGCAACAGCAGCAGGCUCAGCAUCUGGCCGCGAUGGCAGCCGGGGUUCCCAUUACAUACUCGGGACUACAGGGAUACAACUUUAUCCCGUAUCCGCACCACAGGCACAUCGCACAAAUGAGCAACAGUUUCGACUUGAAGGCCGCCUCUCCCUACCACCACGCGCUUCUGGGCCGCGGGGGGCCCUUCUACGCGCCCUACCGUCCGGGAGCAGCCGAGGAUCCCGGUAGGGUCACCAAGGUGGCCACGCGAGAGAGCACCGGGGCGCUCAAGGCCUGGCUGAACGAGCACCUGAAGAACCCGUAUCCGACCAAGGGCGAGAAGAUCAUGCUCGCCAUCAUCACCAAAAUGAGCCUGACGCAGGUCUCCACCUGGUUCGCCAACGCCAGGCGACGCCUGAAGAAGGAGAACAGGGUCAGCUGGGCGUCUAAGGCGAAGUCAGACGAGGAGGAUGAGGAGCAGGAGGGCGAGAGCGACGACGACGACAGCCCCCUGCAGAAAUGCCACUUGGAUGAGCGGGAUGAGGCAGAGCCUCAGGCUGACCGCACGGACGCCGGCGGGCACGUCCAGGGCGCGCUGGAGAGCUCAGCGCCCUCGGACGCGCGCCUGGAGAUGCCGCCGCAGCAGCCGAGCCGCCAGCACGAAGACAGAGAGGUUGCACUUGGCACGAAAGUUGAAACAAGUGACUCCGAUCACACGCCAUCCGCCUUGGAGGGCAAAGAAAACAUCUCCGGCCAGAAACCCAAAAUCUGGUCUUUGGCGGAGACCGCCACCUCAGAGACUGUGAAGAAACCCCUGGACAAUAUUUACCACCCGGCCGGAAAGCUGUGGGCUGACUGGGCUUCGAGAACCGGACUGUUUGUUCCCUCGUGUUAUACCACUCACGAAAUCGUCUAAGCGGGUGUUUAGACGCAGACUAGAGACUUUUUUUUCCACACCUUUUGCACUUUAAUCUUUCAGGGAUCUCCUGAACCUCGCCACGAAAUGAAAAUCUGUUUUGAGACCAAAGACUUAACAUUGCUGUGUCACUGUAAAUAAAUGUAGAUGUAUUUUUCCACCACCGACCUUGUAAAUUAUGUUUUUUU
Xiphias gladius (swordfish) is the source of this 1196-nucleotide messenger RNA. RefSeq names its product iroquois homeobox 7 (gene irx7). NCBI's taxonomy places the organism in Eukaryota, Metazoa, Chordata, Actinopteri, Istiophoriformes, Xiphiidae. Gene Ontology annotation, molecular function: RNA polymerase II cis-regulatory region sequence-specific DNA binding; DNA-binding transcription factor activity, RNA polymerase II-specific. Gene Ontology annotation, biological process: cell development; neuron differentiation; regulation of transcription by RNA polymerase II. The record is from RefSeq and is a predicted model, not a curated record. The coding region runs from base 13 to 1008 and encodes 331 amino acids. Gene Ontology annotation, cellular component: nucleus. The transcript has 2 exons.